Molecule: messenger RNA, 3684 nt
Organism: Durotheca rogersii
Lineage: Eukaryota; Fungi; Ascomycota; Sordariomycetes; Xylariales; Xylariaceae
Product: Lon protease-like protein 2, peroxisomal
Exons: 4
Coding region: 621-3437 (938 amino acids)
Biological process (GO): protein processing; protein targeting to peroxisome; protein catabolic process
Cellular component (GO): peroxisomal matrix
Molecular function (GO): ATP-dependent peptidase activity; serine-type endopeptidase activity; ATP binding
Source: RefSeq, a predicted model, not a curated record
GAGGGCUUCCGGCCAUGCUGAUGGUACUCAUACAUUAGAAGGCACCCCCUGGACCCUCGAAAAAUACAUCCCCGCCACCCAUCUUCACGGCCUUUUCCCUCUCUUUUUUUGGCCUUUACACGGUCUCUUCGGGUCAAACGUCCAGAACCUACUAGAAAGGCCUUUUCUGGAGUUACCUAGGCAAUACCUAUAGGUACCUCAUAUACCUCCUACGAUCUCUACUCAGGAUGCAUAUUACCUAGAAGGUAUGGGUACAUAUUGUAUCCCAUUCCUCUCAUAUAUUAGGUUAGGUACCUAGGUACAUGUGGGCGUUUAUUCCGUCUCGUGGAUCCCAUGUGCACAUGAUGCACGUGCAUGUAUAUACCUAUCGUCCACUCUGACAUCAACACCCACCCAUCUAUGUCUCUAUCCAUCCUUCUAUCCGUCCAGAAACAUCCGGUCUAUUCAUUCCUCAUCCCCCAAGUCUCUCCUCCCUCUUGGUCUGAAUCGAAGUCGUUCUGGUUAAUCUUGCAAGUCUCUCUUAGCUAAAUUAACUACGUACCCCUUACUGUCUCCCCUACUCGUGCCGUCUUGUUGAUUUGUUACGCGCACAAACACAAGGGGGGGAGGAAGCCGGCAAGAUGGCGCAGUCUACCGUCGUGCCCGUGAUUCCCUUAGACAAGAAGCAGGUCCUCUUCCCCGGUUCCGUCAUCAGAAUUCCCGUGUCUGCGAACCGUUCCGAUAUACCCGCUCUGAUCUCCAACGUAUACACCCGCGCUUCGAGAGCGUCGAAACGGGUCGACCAGAUCUCCGUCAUUUGUGUGCCUCUCAGCUCGCCUCUCCUCAGCCGCCGUGGCCAGUUGAUUCUAGAACGCGAUCCUAACCGCCACGAUGGGACUACCAACCCAAAUAAGAAUAGCAUCAAAGGGGACCAGCUGUACGCCUACGGAGCUUCAGCCAAAAUCAAUGCCAUCCAGGGCCAGAAUGGUGUCGAGUUUAAUCUCCUUGUGCAGGGUAUCUCCCGCGUUUCUAUUGAGAAGGUCACCCAAGAGCGUCCCUACUUCGAGGCCAAGGUUUCUUCGCACGUCGAUCAUGUCGGACCCCGAGAACUUCAGAGCACCGCAUACCAAGAGCUCUUCGGCACGUUGCAGCGGCUCUCGCGCGAAUUGGUGUCCUACCUCCGCGUGUCGGCAUUCUUACUAUCAAGGAACGGCCCCGGGCUAAGCCCGCUCCUAUCUCGGAGGCUCGAACAGUUCAUCGCUGGGAAAUCUCCCAACGAGGGAGGCUCGUUGGCUGAUUUCAUGAUGAAUGUCCUCGAAACUACUUACGAGGAAAAGCUCCAAGUGCUCGCUGCGAUUGAUGUUGCAGAUCGCAUGCAGACAGUCGUUGGCUUGCUUGAACGACAAGUGGACGAGCUAAAAGGGAAUAUCAAAGUAACCACCGUCACAAGCACCACCAUUCCUAUCCGUAUCGACCCAGAGGAUAUGGAGAAAAUGAACAUCAUGCGAAACACCAAACGGCCAAUGGUAGACCCUAGAAAGCCCUCAGCCGGUUUCGGUUUCGGUACUGGGUCACCGUUCAAUAUAUUCGGCGGCGGGCAGGGCGAGCAGGAUGCGGACGAUCUGCAAGAUCUCGAGAAAAAGAUCGAGGCUGCUAAGCUCCCGCCGGAAGCCGCCAGAGUAGUGGAGCGAGAGUUAAAACGCUUAAAGCACAUGAUGCCGGCCCAAGCCGAAUAUCAGGUCGUCAGGACAUAUCUCGAAACACUAGCCGAGAUACCGUGGUCUGUUGCCACGGACGACCCAGUUGGGAUCGGCACAUUGGAAAACGCAAGAAAGCAGCUCGAUGACGACCACUACGGGAUCGAGAAGGUGAAGAAGCGCCUCCUCUCCUACCUCACCAUCGUCAGGUUGAUGCAGACGGCGAACGAGGCAGUAGAUCGGCAAGUAAGGCAAGCGGAACAAGAGGCAGCCGACUUAGAGUCAAGUAAGGACGGCACAAAACAGGACUCGGCUGCCGAUGCCGAGUUGGAAGAGAAGUUGAAGGCAGCCGGCGUCAGGGUGCAGGCAUUGAAGAGUAAGCGACGGGUAGAGAAAGCCCCGAUCCUGCUCUUGGUUGGCCCUCCCGGCGUAGGUAAGACUAGCAUAGCGAGAUCCAUUGCCACCGCACUUGGCCGCAAGUUCCACCGCAUCUCACUUGGAGGCGUGAGAGACGAAGCUGAGAUACGGGGACACCGGAGGACGUAUGUUGCUGCCAUGCCUGGGCUGAUCAUACAAGGCUUGAGGAAAGUAGGUGUGACGAAUCCCGUCUUCCUGUUGGACGAGAUAGACAAGCUGGGCAUGUCCAAUCAUAACGGCGACCCUUCCGCUGCUAUGCUCGAGGUGCUGGACCCUGAGCAGAACCACGCAUUUCACGACCAUUACGUCAACACCCCCGUCGACCUCAGCAAAGUCCUUUUCAUCGCCACAGCAAAUACCCUCGAUACGAUCCCGGGCCCGUUGCUAGAUCGCAUGGAAGUUUUGGAGUUUUCCGGCUACACCACACUCGAGAAGCGACACAUCGCGCUGCAACACCUAGUGCCUAAGCAAAUCAGAAUCAAUGGCCUUGGGGAGGAUCAGGUUCGAUUCAACGAGGAGGUGAUAUCAAAAAUCAUCGAGUCGUACACCCGCGAGUCGGGGGUUCGUAAUCUCGAGCGAGAGAUUGGCGCUGUCUGCCGAGCGAAGGCCGUCGAGUUCGUCGAAGCCAACGACCGCGGCCAUCCGGAGACAUAUCGGGCAGACCUUGCCGUUGACGAUCUCGUUUCCAUCCUAGGCAUUGAGAAAUUCGAGGACGAGAUCGCGGAGAAAACGAGCCAGCCGGGUAUAGUGACUGGGCUCGUCGCAUAUAGCUCCGGCGGCAACGGGGGCAUUCUCUUCAUCGAAGUUCUAGAUAUGCCUGGCGACGGCAGCGUCGAGCUUACGGGAAAUCUAGGGGAUGUUCUCAAGGAAAGCGUGAAGGUCGCCAGGAGCUGGGUGCGUAAUCAUGCGUACGAGCUAGGGUUGACACAGGAUCCUACGGAGAAUAUCAUGAAGAAGCGUAGCCUACAUGUCCAUUGUCCGUCGGGGGCGGUCCCAAAAGACGGCCCGUCGAGCGGUAUGGCCCAGGCGAUUGCCCUCAUAUCACUACUUUCCGGGCGGCCUGUACCCCCGACGAUGGCUAUGACUGGGGAAUUCCAACUCUCCGGCCACGUAAAGAGGGUUGGCGGGAUCAAGGAGAAAUUGAUCGGAGCAUAUCGAGCCGGCGUCAAGACAGUCCUCCUGCCAGCGCAGAAUGAGAAGGAUGCGAGAGAGGUACCGUCAGAAGUGAAGAAGGGAUUAGAAAUUAUCUACGUCAGCCACAUCUGGGAAGCUAUCCGUCAUGUCUGGCCGGAUGUUCAGUGGCCGCAAGAGAGUACCUUCCCACCGAUUCAGCCCCGUCUAUAAUCGUCCGCCCUCUGGGCACGUUUUCCUAGUUUGUUUAGCGUGCAUGGAGAUUUGGCGUUGGAUGGGCAUACUUUCGAGCCAAAGAGGGACAGCACCACAGCCAGUAUCAAUAACUAUCCCAGUCGCGCGUAUCUAUCUAUAUACCUAUAUAUAUGUGUGUGUGUGGGUGUGUGUGGGUGUGGGUGUGGGUGUUGGGAAGGGGAGGGUCUUCCGGUUCUUCAAGAUACGACUAAUAAAUAAAUACAAG